CGCUCGCUGAUUGCGGCAGUGGCAAGCCUCUCUCUGCUAAAUAAUAACUUUUUUUAAAUUCCCGCAUGCCGUUUUGUUUUCUUUUAUACAUUUCAAGUGCAGUCAAAUCAUAGUCUUAACCGACAUGGUCUGUCGUCGAUCCAGUAGGUUAUUAACCUAGCUAAAGGGGUGGAUGGUUAUUCAGAGAUUAUACGCUCCUCAUCAUCAAACGGUGGGUACUCCGCUCCGGCGUCAUGCACAGCAACACAGCCAGGGAUGCAGCGCUAUAUCAAUGCAUAUAGAAUUAGGCCUACUUGUUAAACCCCCCGGACCAAACCCACCCUCCCCCCAAUGAGAAUAUCGUCGUGAUGGCUGAUGAAGAUGAACGACAACAACCUGGUCAACUGAAGCCCAACUCGGGAUUGGGCUCUCUUCCAACGCUAGUACCAGGACUCCAGGGCCCUGAGGCCAAUGCGUUGCAGUACAAAAUUAAGAAUUCAAUUUGCAAAUCUGUCCAGUCAAAAGUGGACAACAUAUUGCAAGAUGUUGAGAYGUUUACAGACAUCGAAAAACUCUACCUCUACUUGAAGUUGCCUUCUGGUCCCAGCAAUGGCAAUGAUAAAAGGACUGAGAACCAGAGAGCCUCCACUCCUGGACUAUGUGACCAGAGUGGCAUGUCGUCCAGUCGAACACAGCAGAUGUACGCUUUCAACUGGAUCCGGAAUCACCUAGAGGAGCACCCUGAGACAUCACUGCCAAAGCAAGAGGUGUACGACGAGUACAAUUACCCAGCCUAAAACKCCAGAGAUGGCAAGCAAUGCAGGGGCAACAGUGGUUAGGAAUAACUCAACAUGUACAGAUUGUAUUGUAUUAAUACAAGUCAUGUCUAUCAUAUUGUAAUACAAGUCAUGUCUAUCAUAUUGUAUUACAAGUCAUGUCUAUCAUAUUGUAUUACAAGUCAUGUCUAUCAUAUUGUAUUAAUACAAGUCAUGUCUAUC
Molecule: messenger RNA, 977 nt
Organism: Salvelinus sp. IW2-2015
Lineage: Eukaryota; Metazoa; Chordata; Actinopteri; Salmoniformes; Salmonidae
Product: DNA-binding protein RFX7-like
Biological process (GO): regulation of transcription by RNA polymerase II
Molecular function (GO): RNA polymerase II cis-regulatory region sequence-specific DNA binding; DNA-binding transcription factor activity, RNA polymerase II-specific
Source: RefSeq, a predicted model, not a curated record